AUGGAUCAAAACAUACUACAUAAUUCAAAUAAUGCAGUAGCAUAUUUAUGUCAUUUUGAUCAAGAUUGUAAAGACUUUCGCGAAGAAAGUUUGACUAUUCUUGAGCAAAAAGUUAUAUACGGGAAGCUACAUAGUGCAUAUAAGAAGGCUCUUCAUAAAGCACUGCAAACUAAUUCUAAAUCAAAACAGCUUAUCACUUUACUUCAAGAUUUUAUUGAAGAGGAUAGCAAUGAUGAAUCCGAUUCAGAAGAAGGUUUACAAAAUGGUGAUAAUGAUAAAAUUAAUAAUACUGCA
Racocetra persica is the source of this 294-nucleotide messenger RNA. The record is from the annotation of a GenBank genome assembly. NCBI's taxonomy places the organism in Eukaryota, Fungi, Glomeromycota, Glomeromycetes, Diversisporales, Gigasporaceae.